This is a messenger RNA of Symsagittifera roscoffensis, 4413 nucleotides long. RefSeq lists its product as uncharacterized. Lineage: Eukaryota; Metazoa; Xenacoelomorpha; Acoela; Convolutidae. The record is from RefSeq and is a predicted model, not a curated record. The coding region runs from base 3 to 4079 and encodes 1358 amino acids. The transcript is spliced from 16 exons.
AAAUGGAAUUAGAUCCCAGCAUGCUGCAUUUGUCGUGGGAUCAGAUUCCAACAAUGGGAAAUCUAUACACAAUUGUGAAAGAACUAGAUGACAUGUUACUGGAAAAUAAUACUGAAAUUGAUCAUUGCAUGAGCAAUAUCAUGGAAUGCAUCAAUGAUAUUCCACCAAUAGGAAAGCCAAUGAACAACCUCUCUGCGAAUUCUGCCGAAAGCGGAGGAGGAAGUCGGAAUGCUGGCUGCUCUGCUAAAUCAUCAGCUUCUCAAUAUGAUUCGUAUGAAGCCGCAAUUCAAAUGCUUGUUUCUGCCGAUGUACUCGAGAAGAACGCUUGUUUUGUGCCAAGCCAAGAAGACGUGACUCGGGUGUUGCAGCACAUCUUGGAUGCAAUUAAUAGACAUAACUUGACACCUGGACAAUCCGGAAGCGCAUCGUCUGCCGUAGUUGCGGAAUGCGAACAGCAAAUGUUUCUCAGUUUAAUUAAGUUGUCAACGCAUGAAGGGUUUUGCUUGCCGUUCAAACCUCAGAAUUCAUCGUCUGUGUCAGCCCAGGACCCUACAGUGUCAUCACUUAUGGACACGGAAGAGAAAUACAAUGCUGUUUUGUGGCAGCAAAUCUGCAAAAAGUUUGAAUCUUCCUUCAUCAGUUUCUUACAAACGUUGCCAGUUGCGAACAGCUCACCUAUCAAAAACCAGCUUCAGAAACGACACUUUCUACUAGAAGCGCUUUGUACCCUUCUUCCUGUGAAUCAUGUUUGGUCAAAAUAUUGCGCAAUCCGAAUGCAAGACCUACAUAAGCUGACGUCACAGGUUUUGCAUUUUCAACUUGGUCCACGAAGUAAAGUGAACUUCACCAACUUGAAUGACGAAGAUCAAAUAGGCAGUCCACGUUUUGCUGCUGGGCUGCAGGGAAGUGUCGGAACUGCAGGUCAUGAAAUGCAGAUGACCAAUUUCAACCAGUUUGUCAAACUACUGCCUACGUUUUACAACAAAGUUAAACUGAUGGUGGAGGAAGACGAGUUUGUUGUUCUGAGUGAUAUCUUCGGAUCCAAAGUGUCUGUCAGCGAGGUGUAUGCACAGAUAUAUCUGCCCUUCAUCGAAACUCUUCUCAGCAAAAUCUCAGAGCGAGUCCAAUCCAAUUUGCUCCAGCAGCAGUACCAGAAACAGGUGAAUGUGGAAAAUAUUGCGAGUUUGGAUGAAAAGAAGAGGUCUUCAUCCAAGCAGCGAAAAAGCGGAACUGCAAUCGUGGGUGCCAAAAGAAAGGACGAAGAUCAGUCUGCGUCAAACAGAUCUCAGCAAACGCAAACUCAGAGUGCAUUUAGUGAGUUCACUAGCUUCAUGGAUACUUCGCCAUUGAAUGAAGAUCAGUUGCAGACUGCCCACGUACCAACCUUAACUAUGGAAGAGCUGAAGCAAAUAGGCGAAGUAAUUAAGCUAUCAGUUGUAUUCGAAGACUAUCUGUCAGAUCGUGUUAUGCAGCUGAAACUGGAUAGUGUAACGGAUAAACAUGAACAGAGUCCAAAAAUGGUGAAGAGUGUCUUGAAGAACAGGAAUCCUGAGAGUCCGGCGACCUCAUCAACCGGAGUGGUAGUUUCAGGAACUGCAGAUACAGUGGGCUCUGGAGGACAAGGCAGUUCGAGUUCAACUGGAGUUGAGAACUUGUAUAUGCCUGGUCAGUUUUCAGUCGCCGAUACCAUGAGUGUCCAAGUUGACACUGAAGCCGUUACAAAGUAUGCGUACUCUCAACCCCAAGGGAUUGCAGCAAAAGAAAACGCGACUGUGUACAAUGCCCUGGAGGAUCAGGACAUUGGAAGGUACCUUUGGAUAAGAGUAGUUUUGUCUAAUCUGGAACAGCAUCUAUCUAGGAGUCUCAAAAUCCAGCUCACGGGAUAUUCGCACAAAUGUCUGGAAGAUUUGAAAGCUACGUUCGACUCCAAGAACUCAAACAAAACUGCAAAUGUGUGCAAUGACUUCAAUUUUUGUCUCACUUCGACGCCACAAAAGAUACCUCAUCAAGUUAAAUCGUUGCUUGACAUGUAUAACUGGUGUCUGCCCUAUCUCAAAACCUGUCUGUCCGUUGACUCAAUUUGCGCCCCAAUUUUGGACUCCUUUCUGGCGACUGUGAAGGCGCUGUUGGGCGAGAUGAAUCGUCAGUGUAAUUUGGCACCUGAUUCUGCCCCAAUGACUCAGAUGUAUUUGAAUUUUUCGGCGGCCUGGAUUGUGCAUACAUUCAGUAACCACAUCACGAGUGUGAUUGGGGAGAUCCCUCUGCCCAUCAAGUUCCGCUCCUCCUUCUCUUUAGUUCACAAACAGUACUCUGAGUUCUGCCAAGUGCUCAUACAGAAGAUGCGAACGAUGCACGAGAUGAGUGUAUGUGCAAUACUACAAGAUGCAGAGAGCAACAACUACUCGUCACUUCGUCCGCCUCCGACUGACAUCAAUACUGUCUCCAACACAGUCCAAUCCUGGCAUCACUUCAUGCAACAUCAAAUCAUAGAGGACGCCCAUAAGAUUCUGCCGAACGAGGUGGCGACUAGAGUGUCCGCCCACGUGUUGAACAAGUCACUGAACAUGUGGCUGCUGCGCUUCUCUAGUGUGAAGCCAUCGCACAGCAGAGUUCACCAGAUGAGGAGUGACAUCCUCAUGAUACUUCAUCAUACCAGUGGUCUGCUAUUCGCCUGUACAAACAGACUGAAGAGUUUGCUGUAUGACGACAGCUGGGUGGUGCUGAACUCAGACCACGAGGACAUACAGGCCAUACAUACCUCAUGCAACUCACUUCUGGCCAUACUUGUGACUGUGACCUCUCCUAUGGACAAUCUCUACAAUGCGGUCAUCAUUGACAACUACCCAAUCAUUGUGCCAAAUCAUCCCCAACCACCAAUGAACGCUCAAGCAGCUUUUACCCAAUCACAGUUGAGCAUUUCGGCGUUCAUGGUUGAUUCGUCGCAGCAGGGGGGCAACAGCAGCAGUAGUGGGAGUAGGAACGAGGGAUUCCUCACACAGUGGAUGAAAGUGGUGGCACCCGAAGUGUUCCAGUUUGCAAAGAGACCCAUCACACCCUUCGAGAUAGAGAAACCAGAGUCCUUGGUGAUGCUGAGUGCGAGACUGAGUGUGUCGUCGGAAAACGUCAACCCAGUGGCACUCCUCACCUCUCUUCUCAUGCACGACUACAUGUUGCCCAAACUCAUGCUGAAGCAGGCCCCCAAUUUCAACGUGUCAGCUGGAGGGUCCUCGGAGACGCAAGCAAGUGCUCAGAGGAGACUGUUCGCAGCACCCUACACCUCUGUGACCUGUCAGGGAGUGCACUGUGUGAGUGACAUCUGUUCUCUCUCCAAUGCAUUUCCCAUCAUUGAUCUAGUGAGGCCAUUCGUGACUGUGCUUAAUCAUGUGGGCUUCAUCUGUCCAAAUGCACUGGCAGACUCUUUGCUUCCCAUCAUGAAUGAACAUGGAGACAUCAGUAACUUUCUGAAGGGAGACCCCCUGAAGACAACAGGAUGGGCCAACAUCUACCUCCUCCUCUCUCCCAUUGUGAAGGAGCUGCUGCAGAACAGUCUCCUCUGUCUGUUCGAGACAUCCGCACCGCCUGUCUCCACUACCCUCCCAAUGUACUCGGCAGGAUCUUUGGGGGAGCAGCCUUUUUAUCAGAGUCUAGGUGAGCUGCCGUGUGGGUGUCGACUGAGGAACAGCAGAAGCAACACCAACAACUACAACAGUAGCAGCAGUCCCGCCAGUCCCUCAUUCCUCACAGCUGCUGCAGCUGCCUCCGCCUCACCAUCUUACUCCGAGAGAGUGUACGAGUGUGUGAGUGAGUACAUGAGACUGCUGUCCACUGUCAUCUACUCCCUCUCGCCCGCUCUGCUCGCAUUCUUCUCCCAACUGGACAGACUGUGCAUGGAAGAGGCGGCAGACUACUCAGUGCCCAACCACUCCCUCCUCCUCUAUGUCAUCUGCAGGUGCACCAUCCACUACAUCAAGAACCAGGCAUCCACCACACAACUCAACUCAACUUCUGCUGCUGCUGCUUCCCACUCACGUCACGUCCUAUCAAAUCACGUCCUAUCAAAUUAUAACUCAACACACUAAUCUAGUUUACAUUUCUAAAAGCCUCGGUACUACUAUGAUAGAGUGGUCCCUUGACAAUAACCAGGUCCCUUGAGAAUAAGACACCUAGAGCUCUCAAAUCCUUGAAUAAUUAUGAUUGAGCCCUUCAGAAAGAUGUCGCAGUAUAUUUUCAUAAAUUUUAUGUUUUGUUAUCUUAUAAAACCUCCCCCUAACCAUUUUAAAAAUAAAAAUCUAAAAAAAACCGCCAAUAGUGGGUUUUGAUGGCAAAUAAGUCAACCCAAUCAUAUGGUUGUUAAACCGUAAAAUAAAGUAAAGCGAGCAAAUUUCAAUAUAUAAACAAUAGUGAUUAAAAUUU